CGAUGGUGGAUACCCCGUGUCUGAUUGAUCAUUCGUUAAAGCUCAUGAAUCUCAGCAAAUAAUUCUCAGUAUCCAACCUUAUCUCACUCUAAUACUCCUGAAUGAAUCGUACGUGAGUGAACGACUCGUUAUCAGUGUGGGAUUAAUUGGGGAAUAUGGUGGAAGAUAUUCAACAGUUCAAAAAUUUUUUCAUGUAUUUAUUCUAAUCCGAGAAGUGAUAAAUUUUCAUUCGCACCAUAAACUUGAGGAGAAUCUUCAUAAUAACAUCAAGAUGAAAAUUGUUUAAAGGUUUUUUUACGAAAUCGCGGAGAAUGAGAGCACUAGGGGGAGGAGUAAUUAUGCUGGUGAGUGCCGCAGGGACAAGUAGUCUCUCGCGAACACUCGUAGCGAGAGAUGCAUCGGGAUAUCUUCGAAAUUGAAACUGAAAUUGAUAUUGAUGACUGAAAAAAAAUAAUUGACCAGCCAAUAACGGAGGGGUGGAAAUUCAAUUGAUAAAAAUUCGUUUGAAUUGUUGGAUUGAUAAUUAAACGAUGGGCUCGUUACCGAAUCUACAUGAGCUUGCCAGAGGCAAACUCGAUAGUCCGGUCCACAGACCAGCACCAAUUGGUGGUUUUGGACCCAUUAAAUUACCACCACAACCACCUCUAUUGGCACAUACUAAUCGUCGGGUACGAAGUAGUGGCCAUCAUCACGCACUUUGGCAUGACAACGAUGCUAUUCUAGAGCACAUGACAACUUAUUCACCGAUAUCUUGUCGUUCCGCCCGAGCGUCGGCUCUAUCCUGUCGUCGACGUGAAUCGAUGACAUCUUCAGCGGGUACUUCAUCAGUCCGACGUUUAAUAGCAGCUGUGCGUACAACACCAUCUGGUCCACGACCACCUCGUAAGGUGAUCCUCCGUCACUGUGCAGCCCUUCUGCUAGGCCACAUGACAAUAUCCGCAGCAAGUCUGCCAAUAUUUCCCCUUCAGGCAGGUCUAGGUGCCUUCAAUUCACAUCUUGGUCCUCUCCUUCUGGCACUACUAUACGCCAUCGCUGCGAUUACAUCAUGCUUCGCCACAAUAAUCGUACAAAAAAUCGGUACAAACCUCAUCACCAGCAUCAGUCAUCUCGUUACAACAAUAUUCGUUGGCACUCACUUAUUUCCAAAGUGGUAUCUCCUCCUGCCAAGUUAUACAUUACUUGGAAUAUUUGCGACACCAACAUUCAUCGCUAGAACAGCUCAUGUCAACGUGACAGCUACCAAUCUUACGAUUGUUUGUACCGAUCCUGAGGAUUCCGAUGAAAAUAGAAGGGACUGCAUUCUACGAAGACUCAACAGAGGAAUGAAACUCGCUGAAGACAUGGGUCUAGCCUUGGGUUGCCUAAUAGCUGUUGUAAUUGUUAAGAUGAUCGAUCCCCCACCAACGAAUUAUCUAGAAGACGAUGUUGAAGACACAUGCGGUGCAGAAUACUGCCCUCAAGAGACAUAUCUCUACAAUGAGACUCUAAUCGUACCACCAAUUCCAACAAAUCCAGCUAAAAUUCUCAUCAGCCUAUUACUCGGUUUGGCAAUAUUGGCGUUUGGCAUUUCCUGUGCGUUCCUCGAUUCGAGAAUGAAAGAGCCGACGAUUGGAAGUGAACGUUUGAGUUUAUCGUCACACUUUAAAUCGAUAAAACAGUCUUUUCAAGAUCCAAAACUGCAACUAGCUGCUCCACUUACACUCUUUAUUGGACUCGAGCAAGGAUUUAUAAUGGGUGAUUUCACUGAGGCUUAUGUGGUAUGUGCUCUGGGAGGUGCAUCAACCGUGGGCCUAAGCUUCUUAAGUUUUGCAUUACUCCAGGCAGUAGCAGGUGUAACACUAUCAAUGCUCCUGCGACACAUAAGGCGUUACUUCGUUGUGGCUGUUGGAUUUGCCUUUCACGCCUGCCUCCUCCUGGCACUGAUCACUUGGCGACCAGCUGGCGACGAUCCAGCACUCUUCAACGUCAUAUCCGCUGCUUGGGGUGUCUGCAAUGCUAUUUGGGAGACACUUAUUUACACUCUUCUCCUGGGAUUAUAUCCGGCUUCCUGGCAGGGACCUCUCUCUACCUCACUAUUCUGGAAAUGGCUUGGUCUUUUCUUGGCCCUUGGCCUUCAUGGUCUUGUAUGCACUCGUCUUCGAGUACUGGGUCUUGCUAGUAUGCUACUUCUGUCAGUGGUACCUUACACGUGGCUAGAGAUUCGUCUUGCCAAACGUGGAAAGUGUCUGGCACCUUUGUGACCAGCUCGUGAUCGUGACAGCAAAGAUGGUGCUAUUGUAAAAGCUAAUCAGAUGAGUCAUAUGCAAUGAGAUAGGCGUGUUCCAUCCAGCUCGAGGCUCUACCACAGCCAAUUGUCUGGUGUACGUCAUGGAAGAAGACGCAGUAGUGGGGCUAAUACUGGAAUAUUUGUUUGUUACUCCAGAACAUCUCAGAGCUCAUGCUGCGAUCCUAAUUCUAACACUUUCAAAACAAUCGACUUGUCGUGAGAUGAUUUAUUAUUUUUAUCGACUGGAUUAUUAUUUUUUUGACAGUUAUGUAGAGUCUCGUGGAUGGAACAUCGUUGAGGUGCAAUUGAAUUGUUUGUAAUGUUAUUGAUAUUAUAGCCAGUUGAAUUGGUGGUGAAUAUAUCAUUGUACAACGCUGAAUACUUUGGAAACUAUGAGCUUUCCUUUUUAUAUUGAAUGUAUGUUAAGACAAUCUUGUCAGAGAUUAUUAUGUACUAGAAGGUUGUGAACGAGCAUGUGUUGACAGGAAUGAAAUUACGAGGUCAAUAUUUCUCCGAAAGGAAAUUCUUGCUGUAUCUUCACUGUCUUAUGAUACUCAAUGUUUGCAAAAAAAUUAGCCACUGGUAGACGUUAAUUCUUCCAUGUUCCAUUUUCUCUUCAUAAUCAAUCCUUUUGCAUUUCUGUGAUGUUACAAAAGUGUUUUUUGCUGGAGAGAUAUUCGCGAUCGAGAGAAAAUUGGGUAGAACACUCAUACUCCAAGCUUCGGACACUGCCGCAUUAAAUUACGAUUACGAUUGUAAAAUUUUCAUUGGUUGAUUAAUUGGAGAUUGAGGGGAAAAUUAAUAAACUCAUUUUGUAACAAAUGCGUGGAGUAGGGGAUUAUGAAAUAGUGGAAUAAAUUUAAAUAUGUGAUGCAAUUGACAAAAAUUAAGAAAAAUUUUAAUAUCAAUCAAUCUGCUCCGAGUGAUUUUAUAGAUUAUUCAGAAAAAGAAAAUGUUGGCACGUGUUGUUAGUGAGAGAAAAUUAACAGUUCAAUUUCAUUAAUGAGAGUCAGACGGACCGACUCAAUUGAUCAUUAUUUUUCUCUUGCGCCAACCAAAGGUGAGAAAUAACCGUUAUUUUCACAUAUCAAUGAUUUCAGGACUCGUAAAAUCUCUCCAAUUAUAUCCUGAAUAUCGACUCUUUAUAGCAAUAAAGAAUAUAUAGUUUGUCUUUUCAAUUACAACACGGCACUUGUAUAAAUAAUUCCAAACAAUUAAACAUGAAACCAUUAAAAGUACUGCACUGAAUAAGGCGUUAUUAUAAAGAAAUGAAAAAUAAGUAUUAUUUAUAAUCAAUUGUUUAAAAGUAUUUUCACCUGAGGUGACUUUUUUUACUAUUCCAUACCUCUCUAAAAAUAGUAUUUGUAAAUAUGUUUCUCCUACAAAAUAUAAUUGUUUUCUCGAUUCAAAAAAUUUAUCAUCAUGGUUUGUAAAAAUCCUCAAUAAGUGAAUGUCAUAUUGUCAUGUUAUAAAUUAUGGUAAUUUUUUAAUCUUCAUUUUCGUUACUAUUUAUUCUACAGUGGAGUGUUAAAUACCGGCGAAUCUUUCCCAUGAGGAACUGAGAGGGAAAUCGAAAUUGUCACAUUAAUUUCCCUUUAAAAUUCUCGGAAUUGUGGCGCGAAGUGGGGGCUCCAUUCAAGUACCCGUUUAUUGCGAAUUAGAUGAGUUUACUUCCUCGAGCACUCGAGUAGUUAUCGUGAGUCCUCUGUAGGUAUUUAUAAUUCAGACGAUUUCCCAAUUUUCCACUACUAGCGUAUCUUACACUUCUGGAUGUUAUCUUUUGAUACAAAAAAAAAUUCAAUGAUUCAUUUGAAUAUUUGUUUCUUCCAGGGCCUUGGGAAAGAUUGGGAGAUAUUUUUAGUUAAUUUUCAUGACCGAAUUGAUAUUCAAAUUAUUUUUUUUUAUGAGAUUUAACGAAGAAAAAAUAUAUUCUCGUUUCUAUAAUGUAUAUUGGAUUCGCCGAUACGUCCGGGAAUUGAACAUCAAUUUUUCCUUCACAUGAUUUUUAUAAUUUAUUGACAAAAGCUAUGUAUAAUACAAGAAAAAAAUUAUGAACACAACUUAUACAUAGUCUUCUAUACAUAGUCUUUUAUUUCCCGAGAUUUUUCUGGGACUAAAACAUUUAUUAACAUUUUUUUAAAUGACAAAAAUCGCUGCAAAACUUUAUCAUCCUGAUUUUUUCGUCUAUUCUGUACUAUUCAUUAAAUAUGAAAGUCAUUCCCUGUCGAAGAUAACGACUAGAUUCUUAAAUAUCCCUGGUGUGCACCAGUGGAUCAAAAAAUUCGAUCGUUAAUAAAAAUAAAUUAAUGAGACGGAAAUACAAAGAAAUGCGAUUGAAAUGAAAUUAUUUUUUCUAGAUAAUCGUUCCACAUUUAGCUCUCGGUUUAGCCCAAUUUUCUUAACACUAUCGUUGUUGUGGAGAGAGUGAAAGAAAGUGGAAACAAAGAGAAAUAGUUGAUGCAUUUUUGCACAUGGUUUUAUAGAAACGAGAUCACAUGUUCCAUUCAAUUACACUUUCCAACUACAUUUUUCAAAAUAUUCAUUCUUCAUAUCCAUUCCAUCAACUCAAUACUGACUGAUUCGUGAACAACAAAAAAUACUAUGAAACAAAGACAUGAGAUUCAAAAGUACAACUAUUCGUUUCAAUAAUUA
Fopius arisanus is the source of this 4918-nucleotide messenger RNA. RefSeq names its product protein unc-93 homolog A. NCBI's taxonomy places the organism in Eukaryota, Metazoa, Arthropoda, Insecta, Hymenoptera, Braconidae. Gene Ontology annotation, molecular function: potassium channel regulator activity. Gene Ontology annotation, biological process: regulation of potassium ion transport; regulation of muscle contraction. The transcript has 7 exons. The coding region runs from base 531 to 2240 and encodes 569 amino acids. The record is from RefSeq and is a predicted model, not a curated record. Gene Ontology annotation, cellular component: striated muscle dense body; plasma membrane.